This is a messenger RNA of Haemonchus placei, 161 nucleotides long. NCBI's taxonomy places the organism in Eukaryota, Metazoa, Nematoda, Chromadorea, Rhabditida, Trichostrongylidae. The record is from the annotation of a GenBank genome assembly.
AUGGACUUAUCAGCAGUACUUAACUCCAGCACACAAGUCCGAAGUGGUACAGGACCGGUGCGGAACGCGCUUCCCAAACCUCAUCUCGUCGGACGAUUGCCCCCCCCCCCAAACAGUCCAUUCCCAAAUCCAUUGGACCAUUCCGUGUGAUCAGUUCUUAA